AUGAGUUUCCACGAAUCUGCCACUCACAUUGAGCUUGAGGAUGGCCAUAUCCUCAAGGCUGUCCUGCGUAACGAAGAUGGCGAUGAGCAGGAGUCUACUCUGGACCUGAAUACAAUCAUUGGGAACAAUGAUGGACACUUUUACUGGGAGGGCGAGAACUUCCACGAAAGUGCCUCCGACAUCAGCUUCGAGCGGGAAGGAGACGAGGAGACCCCUGUUCUUCGGGCGGUCUUGGGCAACGUGGAGGGAGAGGGUCAGGAUGCGGAUAUCAACCUCGCGGAGCGUAUCACAAACAUCAACGGAGAAUUGGUCUUUCAAUAG
Molecule: messenger RNA, 321 nt
Organism: Penicillium arizonense
Lineage: Eukaryota; Fungi; Ascomycota; Eurotiomycetes; Eurotiales; Aspergillaceae
Product: CVNH domain-containing protein
Exons: 2
Coding region: 1-321 (106 amino acids)
Source: RefSeq, a predicted model, not a curated record